Myripristis murdjan (pinecone soldierfish) is the source of this 12208-nucleotide messenger RNA. RefSeq names its product MAX dimerization protein MGA a (gene mgaa). Gene Ontology annotation, cellular component: chromatin; nucleus. The record is from RefSeq and is a predicted model, not a curated record. The transcript is spliced from 27 exons. Gene Ontology annotation, biological process: cell fate specification; positive regulation of DNA-templated transcription; regulation of transcription by RNA polymerase II. Lineage: Eukaryota; Metazoa; Chordata; Actinopteri; Holocentriformes; Holocentridae. Gene Ontology annotation, molecular function: DNA-binding transcription factor activity, RNA polymerase II-specific; protein dimerization activity; RNA polymerase II cis-regulatory region sequence-specific DNA binding. The coding region runs from base 285 to 9917 and encodes 3210 amino acids.
GUUUUGAACCAGGUGGCGACAGCAAGAUGGCGGCCGAGGCUGCGCACUAGAAGGCGAUGAUGAAGACGGGGCGGUGACGUCACCGUGCAGGGACGCAUGCUGUUUUCCCUUCUUGAAAAAUACACGAUGAUGUUGGGAAUUGUGCGUCGCCGUGGAGGCUGUCGCUGUGGGAUCUAAACCGCUCCGUCCGACACUCGCCGCUCCGACCGUGCAGAAGGAUGCUGACUUGAACCAUCGAAUGCCAAGUGGGGCCCUCCUGCCCUUUUAAUGUCCGUGACUCGUUCAUGGCUUCUAAGAAGAAGCAGAAAGGCAUGGUGUUUCAUCAAGAAGGGGCGACUGCCCCGACAGCGGCACCUGCAGCUGCCCCUCCAGCUGCUCGCUUUGCCGCCUUAAAACCAGGCAAAGCAAGUGAAGGGGGCUUAGAACAAGGUGGCUUUGCCAGUGACGAAGAAACAGACAAGAUGGUAAAACCCAACACUUACUCAAAGGAAGUCCUCAAAGUGUCUGCACUCCCCACAGUGAAGCAUGCUGCCAGUUUGAAUUCUCAGUCGGACAAUCUGUCACCAGAUAGCGUCUGCAAAGGCAUCAAAGUGACCUUGGACAACAACAGCAUGUGGAACGAGUUCUUCAGAUGCAGAACUGAGAUGAUCCUGACUAAACAAGGCAGCAGGAUGUUUCCCUACUGCCGUUUUCGCAUCUCUGGCUUGGAACCAACCAAGCAGUACUCUCUCAUUAUGGACAUACAACCUGUAGACAACAGUCGCUACAAGUGGACUGGUCAAAACUGGCAAGUUGCUGGGAGGGCAGACCGUCAUGUGAAGAAUCAGACAUUUGCUCAUCCUGAGUCACCGUCAACAGGGGAGUGCUGGAUGCAGAAUCCAGUGUCGUUUUACAAACUCAGGCUCACCAACGACAUCUCCAACCAAGAGGGGAACAUCGUCUUGCACGUGCUGCAUCGCUACUUGCCGCGACUGCAUGUGAUCCAGUCUGACAAAGCUGCUAAAGACAUAAAGCUUAACGGGCCUCAUGUUGUAACAUUCACGUUCCCCCAGACUGAGUUCAUGGCAGUGACAGCUUACCAGAACUCGCGGUUUGCUCAGCUGAAAGUUGACUACAACCCAUUUGCUAAAGGACUUAAGGAGGAUGGAUCCAGUUCGUUGUUGCUGAAGCUCAAAUCGAUCACUGGCAAAGACUCGCGCAAAGAGGGAGGUGUAACUACCGAUGAGCAGCAUCCUGUGAAAAAGAACUUGAAGUCUCUGCUUGCAAAUCAUAAACCUAGAAGCUUGAAAGUAGCAGAGCAGAAAGUGUCAACUCCAGAAGACCAGAAGACCUCCAGCCCAAACAAAGACGAGUCACCUGCCAAAUCCAUGGGGGAAACUUCUCGCAGCAAUACACGUCCUGCUCAGAAGUUAUUUUCUGAACUGAUCCGGGAGGCUCAUGUUUCCCUGAAAAGAUGCAACUUGGAGCAGCUGCGCAUCAAUAACAGCACUACUUGCAAAAAUGAACAAACUGACACUAAGGACACUGCUGUCAAAGGCAGAGAUGCCACUGAUGACAGCUUGUCUCUCAAAAAGCAUUCUGAAACCUCAUCUGCAAAGACAACUGAAAACACAAUGAAGAAAAAUGCCUUGAAGUCUUCAAAAGAGGACAAACACCUUGUAGGUAAACUGAACUGUAAGGGUACUGUAUUGACAGACUGCACUGCGGUCAGGGAUACGUCAUCCACUGCACGUGUUUCUGCUUCAGCAGUGUCUCUAAACUCUGCAGACUCUAACUGUAAAAGUAAACUUGUAGCUAAACCUGAGGAGAAUGCAAAGCCACACAAACGGCCUGCGCCCUUGCCUCUGCCAGCCCUCGCUCUGUUUCUGAAGCAGCAUCGACCGAAACCAAGGCAGGUCAAGACCGAGCCAAAGUCUCAUACAGUAGCCCUGACUGAAUCCCCAUUAGACAUUUCUCAUUCUACUGCACCUUCUGCUACUGCCACUCCACUUCCUGACCACACUGACAAACCAGCUGAUCCUUCAGCUGAUAUUGGCAGUAAGAUCGCCGAACCUUGCAGCCAAGUGUCUGGUUGCACUGGUUCACAUCUUCAUCCAGCUGGAAAGAUCAUGACUGUUACUCGUCAAGCAGCUGAAACAGGCCACCAGGCUCCCAGUCCUUCAUGUCAAGCUACAGUUGCCACUACAGAUCAUGAGGGCUUAAGAACUGAUUGCUUGGCCUCAGUUGACGUUGCUGAAAGCCAGGCCUUGGAGUCAGAUGGUGCACCAGUGUUAACCAAUCCACAUGAGCCAUUUUAUACCUCUGGGACAACUAUAUCUACAAUGUCCACAGCUCUUACUACCUCUUCUGCAUCUCCUGUGGUGUCAGCAGCCCUCAACACAGUGUUACCUGUCCCUGACAGCCCCCAGACACCAACCUUUACAGAGUCUGCCACACUACCAUCAACACCAUCCAACAUUAAGCCUGCCUCUUUGCUACCUGACUCUGAAUGUUCAUCCUUUGGCUUUGAGCCUUUGUCACCUGCAAGCUCACCCGAGUCCUUACCCCCCCUCCCCGCCUCUUUAGCAUUAGAGCUUAGUCCUGCACCCUCAGGACUCACUUCAAAAGUUGUACCACAGAGUGAAGAUGCUGCAUCUGUCUUUAAAUGGCAUACAGUGUUACCUCUACCUGACCCAUUUGGAACCACAUUUAUUCAGCCCCCACCACAGCCUCCUCCAUUAUCAUCCCCUACUGCACCUUUGUUGCCUUCACAGUCUCCCUCCCACUCAGGCUCACAGGCUCUUGCCACCACCACAUCUUCUCUUCCCACUGAUGCAGCCACAUCAUUUCAAGAGAACGACCAGUCGCUUCCCUUUCCGGCAGAAUUGUCUCCCCUUGCACUGCAGCUGUCACUGUCUCCAACCUUUUCCUCGUUAGAUGGAGAUGCAUUGUCCCCCACUCCUUCGAUUGCAGACCUUGUGCACUUUUUUUCUACUGAUGACGAUCUUGGAAUGGAGGUGGAUUUUUCAAACACAGAGGCAGCGCCGCCUUCCUGCCCACCUUUUAGCACAGUAGCACCCAGUGCACAGGGGCCCUGUCCGCAGAUAACGCCAUCCCCAGCUAACAAGCCCCAGAAAUGCAAGAAGAAAUCAAGGCGGGGAAGACCUCCGAUGGAUAAGGCUCUUAAGAGGGGCCACUUCUCCGACAUUAGCAUGCAAGCCAACCUUGAGGAAGUGGAGGAACAGUUAUUUAUUUCCUUCACAUCAAAGGAAGCCCUCAGGCUGCACCUCGGGGACUCCUCUGAAGGCACGGGGGUCACCGCACAACCUCAGAGGCCUUCUGUCGCAGAACCACAGCAACACACCGAGGCAGCCAAGAACGUUGAAGCUCCGGAGAGCCUGGAGGAGAGGAUAGCGGCCUUUGAGAAGGUUCUUCUGAGAGACAUGAAGAUGAUGAAACACAGACAGGUCAUCCACCCCGUCCUGCAGGAAGUUGGACUGAAGAUGAACCUGCUGGAUCCGAUGCUCUCCAUCGACCUGCAGUAUCUGGGCGUCCGCCUACCGAUCCCUCCGCCUGGAGUCUCUCUGGAGCCGCUCGCCGACACGCUGGCACCGCCACAAAGUGUUUCUGCUGCGUUUGUGUCGAGGACAGGGAAGACGACUGACGUCACACAGAUUAAAGGCUGGAGAGAUAAGUUCGCUCCAUCUGAGCCUUCGUCAACUCCUGCCUCCUCUAAACCUGAAGUUGCCACCAACUCAGAUGUCCCCAAGAGGAACUUGUCGGCGUUCUGCAGCGACAUGCUGGACGAAUAUCUGGAAAAUGAGGGCAAGCUGAUCGACGAGCGCGCCGCCAGCUUCUCCCAGGCGGCAGCGGUGGCGGAGCCGGUGGCGUACGAGCUUCCCACCAGGAGCACCAGUUACGUCCGCACCCUCGACAGCAUUCUUAGGAAACAAACAUCAACCUCCCCCACCUCCGCCCUCAUUUCAGGCUUUGUGCCCCCCUCUAAGAGACCCAAAUUUCCCCCCAUGGAGCUGAAAAAGUCAAGGAAAACACAUACGAAGCAGAGAGUGGUGGGUUCUAAGCAGAACAAACUCAAACUGUCAGCUGCGAUUUCAACACAUACAGACAUUUCAGCAGCCGCCCCUGAACAGCAGACAUCCCCGUCCUCGUCUCCCGUGAAGGCCGGCAAAACCAGGCCAGUCACCCCCCUGUCAGAGCACACGGCACCCAUCACCGAAUCACCUCCACGGUCAAAGAAGAAACAUUUCAAAAUCCACUCGGAUACAUUUGAUCACACAGCGCCCAUCACCUGCAGUCCAAAGAGGAAAAAGAGACUGAAAAGGAAAAGCCUGAGUCCGUCUGCGUUCAGGAGCGCCCCGCCGGGGAUUUCGGGGGACAUGGCGCCCCUGGAGUCGGACUCGGAGCUGGGGAACGCCGACGACGACGGCAGGGACACCAGACCCCUGGUGACCAAGGCCCUGCUGAAGCAGAGGGACCUGGAGGACGGCGUGGUGUGGGAGGGCCGGCCGAGGACCUGCAUCACCGAGGAGAGGGCCGCCAUCGCCCUGACCUCACUCUUCACCUUAAUGGGCUUCGUGUGCGAGAAUCCCACGGCUCCCAUCCAGAUGAUCAAGCGGCGAGCUCCGCCCUGCCUGAACGACUUCUGCCGGCUGGGCUGCGUGUGCUCCAGCCUGGCCCAGCCCGGCCGGCCCUCGCACUGCGGCCGCGCCCACUGCAUGUUCGGCUGCGGCUGCCUCAAACAGAAGGUGGUGCUGCUGAAGAACCUGGACGGGCCCGACUCCAGCCCCUCCGACCAGGCCGCCGGCAGGAAGAGGAGGAGGAAGAAGAGGAUGAAGAUGGCCUACAUCCUGAAGGAGGCGGACAGCGUGUCCCAGCCGGCCGAGCGGGUCCGGACCCUGUGGAGGAAAGACGCCGCCGACGCAGACCUGGAGCCGGUCCACGCUCCAGAGCCCGCCUGCCUGCCCUGGGCCUCGGAGGGCGGCGGCGAGGGGAGCAGCUGUGCCCGGGUCAGAGCCUACGGCAGCAGGAAGACGCCGCGGCUCAGCCACAAGGAGGGGCGUGGCCAGCCGAAAGCUGCCAGGAGGAAAGAGCCGUCACUGAAGAAGAGCAAGAUCAAAUCCUCCAGCCCAGCAGCCGAGCCUCAUCAGUUGGCGCCGACCGCUCCGCCGUCAGCACAAUGCCCGGCGGUGGAACCCGAACCGAUGCCGUCAAAGCGCCUGACGAUCGUGGCGGAGUGCCAGUGGCCGAGCGAAGCCGAGCGGAACGACGUCCUGCAGAAGGUCUGCGUGGCGAUGGCCAGCGACCAGCUGGACAAGCCGCUGUGGAUCCAGAGCUACCUCAUCACGCCGCUGAGCCGCGCCACCGAGGAGGACGGAGGCGGCCGCUGCGUCCACUACAAGGUCCGCAUCUCUGAACCCAGACCGGACCCGGCAAACACCUCGAGGCCUGCAAGACCACAGCAGCAGCAGGAGGAGGAGGAGGAGGAGGAGGAGGAGGAGGAGGAGGAGGAGGAGGGUCUGGAGGACUGGCAGAGGGAGGUGAUGGAGGAGGAGGAGGAGGAAGAGGAGGAGCAGUGUUUAGAAGACUGGCAGAGGGAGGUGGAGGAGGACGACGAAGGUCUGGACGACUGGCAGAGACAGAUAGAAGAGGAGUGUGCGGAGAGGGAGGAGGACGGAGAGAAGCGAGGACAGAAGGAGGAGGAGCGAGCCGAGAAGAUGAAGAUGAUCAGCAUGGGUCUGCCUUUCCUGACGGGGAUCUCCCCCGCCGGCUUCCUGUCGGCCCGCAGGCGGCAGCGCGGCGACAGCGAGAACGUGGUUCAGGUGAACGGGAAGCUCUAUCCUCUGGCUAAGAUCCAGCUGGGUGGGAUGGGGGCGCUUCACCCGGCAAACCGCCUCGCCGCCUAUCUGACGGGCCGGGUCGGACCCGUCAGGCAUCUGCGAGGUCCCGCCCAGCCCUCCUCUUCUUCUUCCUCUUCCUCCUCCUCCUCCUCUGUCUCUUCCUCCUCCUCCUUACUCUCCUCCUCUAAACUCCACCCGAGCCAGACUUCCUCAACAACGUCUCAAACCGCCGCCUCCUCCGCGGCGAAGCCCAGAGUCCCGGCGCCCGGCGCUGCAGAGGUGAAGGCCGACCGGUCACAUCCUGCCUCCACACACCCCCCUCCGGCCCGGCUCGGCCUGUUCGCCGCCCCUCCCCGCCCCGGCAGGGGCGCGGGGGCGGGGCCUCCUCUGAUCCUGGGCUCGGCUCCCCGGUUCUUUACGGUGGUCCGUCCGGCCUCUGGGGGAGGGGCCAGCCACCUCAGGGCGGUGCCUGCGGCCUCUUUUAGCUCCGCCCCCACGUCAGACUCCAAGGCUGCACAAGCGACUCCCGGUGUGGUGUCACCUCUAAAUCCUUCCCCAGGGACUGCGGCUCCAAGCAAGACGCAGGUGUUGAUGGUGCCGGUGCCGGGUGCCGGCGGGACGGGCCCGGUGCAGAACCUCCUGACCCGGCCGCUGGCUUCGGCCCCGCCCACCGCCGGCCAGAGGAUCCUCCUGACAUCAGUGCGAACGCCAGUGGGCACCCAGUACUUCCGAAAGGUGGAUGGCAAACUGGUGCAACUGGUUCCCCUCAACCAGCUGAGAGCUGUGAACCCAAAUCUGGUGGUCCAGAGAGCCCCGGUCCCGUCCUCCUCUCCAGUCCCUGUCUCGUCCCUGCAGGCCUCAGCACCUGUCGGCUCCCAGUCCAACCCCGUGACAUCCAUCGCGACCACCAUGACCACGACCACUGCCUCCAUUCCCAGCCGCCUGGCCUUCUCCGUCCCCUCCCUCUCCACCUCCCUCCCCACCGGCUCGGGCUUCCUCCUGAGCCAAAAGGGGACGUGCACCUUUAAAAUCAUCCCCUCCAAUGGCACCAAGGAACCUUUACUGGUGACCUGUCCCAAGGUUCCUACGCAGCCGCAGACCAAGGUGGCAGUGGCGCCAGGAACCUUCACCCUCUUGCAAUCCCCCCAGCUGCCGCCCCCGGCAACCGUGAUUUCCCUGAAACCCUCAGGAGGCCAGGGGGCGGAGCAUGGCGUCAAAACGGUGACCGUGUCCACCAUGCCUGUGGGUUCUGGUGGAGCGGUGGAGUUAUCCAGGCUGGUUCCUGUGAAACCCACCCAGGCUUUGCCCCAGCCCUCUAACACCCAGGGCUCCACGGAGACAGGUAGCACCUCGCUCACCUUACCUCCAGCUCCGCAUCCGGCCCCACCUCCAGCUCCAUCUCUGACCCCGCCUCCAGCCCCAUCUCUGGCCCCGCCUCCAGCCCCAUCUGUCACCCCGCCUCCAGCCCCAUCGGUCACCCCGCCUCCAGCCCCAUCUCUGACCCCGCCUCCAGUCCCGCCUACAGAUAGGAUGAGCGUCCCGCCCGUAUCCCAUCCCUCCAUUGACCUCACCAGACCCGGCAGUCCCGAGCUGGCCUCCGACCUGGUGGACCUGGACAUCGUCUGCGUCGACGAUGAGAUGGCGUACGCCGCUCGCGAGCCUGUGGGCGGGGCCCAGAGUGACAAAGCAAAGGCCACGCCGGGCAGGAAGCAGAAAAAGGAGGUGGAGGUGGUGGACUUGGUGGUGUCAUCGAGCGAGGAGACGGAGAACUCCUCGGACGACGUGGACGAUGUGGACAGCGGCGGCGGCGGCGGCGAACAGGAUCUCGCCACUCGUAUCAAUAGGAAGAUCCACAACGCGCUGGAGAGGAGCCGGCGGGAGGCGAUGGCCGGGCGCUUCCACGGCCUGAGGAGGGAGCUGGGACUGUCCGACGAGAAAACCUCCAAGAUCCGGAUCCUCAGGAAGGCCAAGCAGGACAUCCUGUCGCUGACCAAGAGAAGCAUGAAGCUGAAGGUGGAGAUGACCAGGCUGAGGAAGAGGAGGGCAGAGCUGGCGGCUGCAGUGGCUCAGAGGACAGGGGAGAGUGCAGAGAGCGUGAGCAGGAAGGUGCAGAGGGUGAGCUACGUUCAGAGGCUGAGCGGCGUCCUGGCGGGCGGGACAGGAAGUGGCGGCGGCGUGGAGGCGGAGGAUCUGCGGGACGAGCUGGAGCGGCGGGCGGAGCGCUCGUCUGACGAGGACAACGUCAUCCUCACCAACCACAGCAGUGAUGAUGAUGUCACCGAGGUGGACAUAGAGAUGGUGGAGGAGAGCGACGAGCCGAGCCCGGUGACGACGACGACGAAGAGCCGCCGCUCAGACCGGACGAGUCAGAGCUGCAGGAAGGCGUCUGGCCAGCAGGUGGCGUCGAGCUUCAGGGCUCUGAGCUCCUUGGUGAAGGUGGAGAGUGAGACGCCGUCGCAGGAGCUCGUCCUGCAGCAGGCCUGUGAGGAGAUCUGGGCCCUGGAGAGCGAGGCGGAGAGGCUGCAGAGUGUGAAGGCGUCGCUGAGCCAGCAGAGGGCGGCCUACAUCAGGGAGAUCUCACUGCGAUCCGGGAAGAGCGAGCAGCGGAUCCUGAGGAAGCUGCAGCUCCUGUCCGCCAAGCAGAUGAGGCUGGAGGCGGAGCAAGAGCGACGCAGGACCGCCAAGCCGCCAGCGGGGGGCGGCGCAGCCGAGCGGCCGCCAGAGAGCAGCACAGCCGAGCGGCCGCCAGCCACGCCCCCUGUCCCUCCUGUAGCCCCGCCCACUGUUCCUCCUGUAACCCCGCCCCCUGUCCCGCCCUCCCAGCAGUCCCAAACCAGCAGCCAGCGGGUCGUUAUCGUACCGACACCCCUUCUGGCCCCGCCCACUGUGUCCCACAAUCCAUCAGUGGCGAGGGACAGGCCGAGGACGAUUCCCAACAUCCUGUCUCGCAGGAAGCCGCUGGCCCCGCCCCCGUCGGCCACGGAGCCGUACACAGACGAGUGUCCGUCCAUCCAGGCUCUGGUUCCCACCGAGGUGCUGUCAUUGGUCGGGGCUGCGUUGCCGGGGCAACAGGUGGUGACUCUGAGCCCUCUGGUCCAGAGGCCGACUCUGCUGCAGACUCCGCCCACUCCAGGCGUGGCAUCGGUCACCCUCAACAUCUCCAACCUGACCAAUCAGCACCUCCGCCUGAGCUCUCUGGCCCCGCCUCCUCCCGGUAAGAUCUACAGCGGCUCCGCCCUGCUGCCCUCUAACCUGACAGCUCAGAGCCUUCCCGCCGUGCUGCAGCUGGCUCAGACUUCGUCUCCACAGCAACCAGCCGAGCCGCCGCCGCCGCCGCAGGUCAUCCCCGGCGACUCGGCGGGACUCGAGGCUCUGCAGAUGUUCCCCAAAUUUCUCACCAUGAUGGAGUUCCCGACCCAGAACCAGAGCCGGACUCUGUCCUCGCCGUCUGACCCCGCCCCCGGAUCCGAACCCUCGCCGUCCGCGGGGCGGAGCUCUGGAGGAGCUGCUGCAGAGCAGGAAAUGAAACAGGAAGUGAGGGCUCCCGGAACAGGAAAUGAGCAGAAGCAGCAGGAGGAGGAGAGCGACGGCGAGGGUCUGACGUCUCUUCUCAACGAGAUCGUCUUCCUCAACCAGCAGGUCGGCCCGCCGGAGGACGAAGCCCCGCCCCCCUCGCCGUCCGCCAGGCCCUCCUCUGAGACGGAGCGGGAGGCGGCGGGCGGCGUGGGGGAGGAGGAGGGGGAGGAGCAUCCCCUGCUCCUGCAGCUGGAUGAGGACCCGAGUGGGAGUGGCUCAGAGCAGGGAGGGGGCGUGGCUAACGGGCACGCUGACGCUCAGCUGGGAUCGGACUCCUCCGCCGACGGGCUGAGACAGCCACAUAACCCACAAUGCACUGCAAAAGGCGGCGCCCUGACCCCGCCCCCCCUGCUGCAGAUGAAGGUGGGCGGGGGCGGGGGUGGGGGUGGGGCCAUGAAGGCGGAGCCCGGCGGCGACAGAGCGGGAGGGCAGGAGGGCGGCGUGGCGUGGAGGCCGAUGCCGAGGCUGGUGCCUCUGGGCCUGAGGAGCAACACGCAGACGUAGCUCCGCCCCGCUCCGUCACGCCGCCAGAUCUCACCAUCUGAUUGGUCUUCCUUGGCUCCACCCAUUUCAAAACCCUCAGAAACGCUUUGUUCUGGCGGUGGCGACACGUCGGACGUGUUGUUUUGAUCCAGGACCUGGAAACGUGUCGGAGCGCCGCCAAAACGCCACAGCGGCCGAGCUCCUGCCCGACAGGAAACAGGAAGUUGUGAGCCCGACGAGCCGCUGGGACGGGACGGCGUCUGCUGCCUGAGGAAGUGUUCACAGGAAGUGACAUCACAGCCUCCUCACGUUGGCCCCGCCCACCCGGACCACAGCCCGCGGCAGGUCGGAGCAGCAGCUACCUCGCCAGCAAUACGACUGCUCUGCCUCCUGAUGUGUCUCCAUGACGACGACAACGAUCUUACGAUUGACUGCUGUUACUAUGGAGACGGGCCGGCAGAGUUUCAGAAUAAAAGUCUGACUUUUCUUUGUUGACUGAUGAGGUCAGAGACAGAAGCUUCCUCUGUAUCUGUUUCAAAUUUUAUUUAUUGAAUGUUCUCGUCUCGUUUGUGCUCCGCCCUCCCCAGGCGGCGGCCUCCCCGGGCGGCGGCCUCCCCGGCGACGGUUGCCUGGGAGACGCAGCGUCCGUCCUACAGAGACGCGUUGCUGCCAGGAAGCGUUGUAGAGAUCGACCAAUCAGCUGUCCCGCCUGAUUAUCAGGGCCGAUAUUCAGGGUUUUCAGGAGGUUUGAUUGACAUGAGGGUUGAUAUGGAAACCAGUGAGGCCCCGCCUCUCCGUCUGACAGACAGCAGGACAGCAAAUUAAAACUUCAGCCAAUAAAACCACCUCUCUCAUACGCCUGUCCCUUCAAAAUAAAAGUGUGUUUCUCUCCCAAACUGAGAUGCUGUUGGGUUUGGGGUUUGACCUGUCCCGCCCACACUUCCUGUUGCAACAGGAAAUACAUCAAAUUUAAGAAAAUAAGAGUCCAUGUCCUGGGUCUUUCAGGACAGAAGCUCCCAGGUGUCAGAAAAGUCUCAAACAUUUAAACAUCAAAACUCCAAUCUCCCACAUUUUUAGACACAAAUGUCGUUUUUUGUAUUUUUGUCUGACACUUCAAGUGAGUUAAUGAUCAAUAUCGCUGAUUACUAAUAAUCAGUAUCGGCCCUGAAUAAUCAGUGUGACGAUCUCUGGAGCGUUUCCCCCCGACAGCGACCAGAGACCAGCCAGUGCCUCGCUCCUGCCUAAAGAGCUGUGUGUGUGUGUGUGUGUGUGUGUGUGUGUGUGUGUGUGUGUGUGUGUGUGUGUGUGUGUCUGUGUAUGUGUGUGUGUGUGUGCUUUUGGGGGGUUUUAUGUUGAUGUUCUGAGAUGAUCUCUGGCGUCGGGCCGCCGCUCUGUGACGUCACUUCCUGUCAGCACCGCCGCUCUGUGACAUCACUUCCUGUCAGCGGUGUCGGGCGGAGGCGUUUGGAGCGACUGAACGAGGCGUUUCUGCGGGGCGGGGCGUUUGUGUCCCUGCAGGCUGAGCUGUGCUUCCACCUCACUGCCACCUGCAGAGCCGCAGCAGCCGCCACACAGCCACUUCCUGUCGGGGGGGGGGGGGGGGGGGGGGGGGGGGGGGGGGGCAUCGCCCCGCGGGUCACACACCUGAGCUCUGAGGAAAACACUCUGAUUUCAGCUCUGAACAAAACUUGUUUUUCUUGAAAACAAAAACAACCUUUCAGUUGCUGUUCUGAUGGACGUGCAGAAACGAGCCUCAGCGUUUGUUUUGUUUUGUUUUGUUUUGUUUUUUUUUUGUUUUGUUUUGUUUUGUUUUUGUUUUGUUUUGUUUUGGAAAAGAAGCGAAGAGACGAAGUGAAACAUCAAAACAAAAUCACUCAAACCAAAGGCUCUCGAGGUUCAGAAGGUUCACGUCCAAGGUGUUUUUUCUGUUUAACAAUUCAUUUUCCCCUCAGAAUUCUGACUUUAAUCUCACAAGCCUUUAUUUAUUUUAUUUUAUUUUAUUUUUUAUUUUAAUCCAUGUUUUGUGCUGCGGCGCUGCUGCUGCUCUGUGGCUGCAGGAUCAUGUUCACCUUCGCCUGUGUAAGGCCUUUUCUACAGCAAGAGUGUGUGUGAGUGUGUGAGUGUGUGUGUGUGCGUGUGCGUGUGUGUGUGCGUGUGUGUGUGUGUGUGUGUGUGUGUGUGUGUGUGUGUGUGUGUACAGUGUAAAGUUCUCCUGUGGGUUCAGGUUUUCUCACAUAUCUGUAUUUUUGUACGUGUUCCUGAAGCGUUGGGAUGUCAAAUGUCUGUUGAAGGAAUAAAACUGAAAUAAAGUU